This is a messenger RNA of Cebus imitator (Panamanian white-faced capuchin), 2616 nucleotides long. RefSeq names its product olfactory receptor 2AJ1. NCBI's taxonomy places the organism in Eukaryota, Metazoa, Chordata, Mammalia, Primates, Cebidae. Gene Ontology annotation, cellular component: membrane. The transcript has a single exon. Gene Ontology annotation, biological process: G protein-coupled receptor signaling pathway. Gene Ontology annotation, molecular function: G protein-coupled receptor activity; olfactory receptor activity. The coding region runs from base 688 to 1632 and encodes 314 amino acids. The record is from RefSeq and is a predicted model, not a curated record.
CUCUACUAACUUGGCUGGAUGUGGUAGUGGUGCCUGUAGUCCCAGCUACUCAGAGGCUGCGGCUUGAGAAUUGCUUCACCUCAGGAGCCUGACGUGGCAGUGAGCUGAGAUCACACCUCCACACUCCAGCCUGGGCAACAGAGCAAGACUCUGUCUGAAAAAUAACAAAAGAAAAUUAAAAGGCAGCCCUAAUUAUAAAUUUAUAAUUUAUAAUUUAUUAAUUCUAUGUGCAGAAUAGUAGGUGUUUACAUUAUUUAUAUUUUGAUAGUGGUUUUUAAAUUGUUACAAUAUAGUUAUUUGUGUUCCUCCUGUAUGUACAUUUCCCUCAGCAUAAAUACAUAUAUAUACACAUGCAAAUAUUAAAAUGUAAAUUAUAAAAUUUAUGAUUCUAUCAGUCCAGGUUUCUUUCCUUCAAUAAAUUUUAUAAUCAACAAAACAAAUAACAAACAUUCAAAAAUUAGUUUCCAUCUUAAAACUACUUAAGUUUGAAUAAAAUGGUCUGAACAAAUAAAUGUCCAUCUUGUAAAACAUGCCCACUCCAAGGACUGGCUAAGAGUCCUUUCAUGUUGAUCACAAAACAGGCAUCACUCACUCUCAUUUUGUUAUGCAGGCAUAUUAUUAUUAGAUUAAGAUUUACGGUAUUUUUUCCUCUGUUAUUUCUUUUUAGGUAAAAAAAAUAGAGAAUUCAUGAUGGGCUGUCUGAAUCACACUUUCAGCAGCGAUUUCACACUUUUGGGACUAUUCUCUUCUUCCCCAAAAAGUCUGGUCUUCUACUCACUUAUAUUUGUCAUUUUCAUUAUGAGUGUAACAGAAAAUGCCCUAAUGAUUCUCCUUAUUCACAGUGACUCACGACUCCAUACGCCAAUGUAUUUUCUGCUUCGCCAUCUCUCUGUUAUGGAUAUCUUGCAUGUUUCCAACAUCGUUCCCAAAAUGGUCACUGACUUUCUGUCAGGCAGCAGAACGAUUUCACUUGCAGGUUGUGGGUUCCAGGUGUUUCUGUCCCUCACCCUCCUGGGUGGUGAGUGCCUUCUCCUGGCUGCAAUGUCCUAUGAUCGCUAUGUGGCCAUCUGUCACCCGCUGCGCUAUCCGAUUCUUAUGAAGGAGUGUGCCAGUGCUCUCAUGGCUGGAGGCUCCUGGCUUGUUGGGGCUUUGAACUCCACAGUCCACACAGCUUACACACUGCAGUUUCCCUUCUGUGGCUCUCGGGCAAUCGAUCACUUUUUCUGUGAAGUCCCUGCCAUGUUGAAGUUGUCUUGUGUAGAUACAACACGCUAUGAACGAGGGGUUUACAUAAGCGGUGUGAUCUUCCUGCUGAUCCCUUUCUCCUUGAUCUCUACUUCUUAUGGCCAAAUUGUUCUUACUGUCCUCCAGAUGAAAUCCUCAGAGGCAAGGAAAAGGUCAUUUUCCACUUGUUCUUUACACAUGAUUGUGGUCAUGAUGUACUAUGGGCCAUUUAUUUUUACGUAUAUGAGACCUAAAUCAUACCACACUCCAGGCCAGGAUAAGUUCCUGGCAAUAUUCUAUAUGAUCCUCACGCCCUCACUGAAUCCUAUCAUCUACAGCUUUAGGAAUAAAGAUGUUCUGGCUGCAAUGAAAAAUAUGCUCAAAAGUAAGUUUCUGCAUGAAAAAUAAAUAGGAAAAUUCCUGAAUGUGUGUUCUAUUUCUACAUUAAAUACCUGAAGGAUACUCAUGAUAGGUUUUCUAGAAAGACAAUCAAAGCUUCUAUCUUGUCCAUAUGGAAAGAAGUGAAUAUUUUAGAAACCUUGUUAAUAAUGUGUUCGUGUUGUAAACACAUACCUCUAAAAAUGUAUUCUUCCUUCUGUGGUACCAGUUAUAAUCGUGCAGCAGUUACAGGAAGUAAAAAUUAUCCAAGGUGUCCUACUCCCUAAUACUAAAAUUGUAAGACUUGAUAAGAAUAUCUUUAAAAAUACAAUCACACAUCCAUUGCUUAUUAAAAUAAUGUUUAUUUUCAAAAACUUUGUAAAAUUAUAUUGCUAAAAAUCAUUUAUCAAAAAUUCACAAAUUUCAUGUGAAAUCUCCACUAUUCUUUGCUUGGUUUGUGAACACCUUUGUUCAGUAAAAUUCUAUAUAUAUAUACAUAUAUAUGCACAUGCACACACAUAUAUACGUACACACAUAUACAGAUAUAAGUAGUGUUAACAUUGAAUUACUCAUCCUAUGCUAGAAGCAACUAUACAAUAUUAAAUAAGACUAUCAUAAAAAAAUGUCUGAUUUCAUUUAUACAUAUAGGAUUAUAUUUUACAAACUCUUCUAGCAAUUUAUCCUAAAAGUUAUUUCAAAGAAGACAAUAAAUAUUUCUAUUGAGAAUUCGUUUUUUUAAAUUUUUUAACAAACAAUAAGAUGCACUUUACAAUUGUAAACAUAUAAACAGCUUGUGUCAAAUCUGUUUUCUGGCAGCUGGGCACCAAGUCUGCCCCCUGCAGGCUCCUGGCUUCCUUCACACUGCACUGUCCAUUGGGUGGUUCUGGCUUUAGGACCUGGUGGUGGGGCUGGACAAAGUGGGCUGGGCAGCCCAGUCCUGCUUUUCUCAUGCGGUGUCCUGUGCCUGUCAUCUCCUUGGGUUGGGGCUUGUGUGGAAGGACCAUUCCUGAGGGG